This is a messenger RNA of Hydractinia symbiolongicarpus, 1382 nucleotides long. Its product is annotated as glycine receptor subunit alpha-3-like. The record is from RefSeq and is a predicted model, not a curated record. Gene Ontology annotation, cellular component: neuron projection; membrane; synapse. Gene Ontology annotation, biological process: signal transduction; chloride transmembrane transport; regulation of membrane potential. Bases 242 to 832 code for a protein of 196 amino acids. NCBI's taxonomy places the organism in Eukaryota, Metazoa, Cnidaria, Hydrozoa, Anthoathecata, Hydractiniidae. Gene Ontology annotation, molecular function: transmembrane signaling receptor activity; neurotransmitter receptor activity; chloride channel activity. The transcript has a single exon.
GUCUUUUGUGAACUUCAUAGAACGUCAAAAGUAAAGACGUGUAACAGUUUCUUAUGUGUAUUUCCAUAGAUAGCUACAACAACAGCUACAUCAAAUAUAGGUGGUUGAAUGAAGUCUUGGUAAAAAAUCACAAUCUCGAUCAAUUUUUAGUGGAUGAGAAACCAGAAAUAACUUCAUUUGUUCGAAAUUAUUUGGCCGGUAAUUUUCUUCCUUUUUGAAUCUUGAAUAAGCCGAUUGUGGUAUGUGGCUCUCGAUCACGCUGCUUUACGAGGCUGCGGUAAUACAAAUACUUACAAAAUAUUAUAAAUAUGCUCUAUUAUUUUUAGGUAAUUUCACGGUGCUUGAGGUUACUUUGAAGUUUAAAAGACAAACCGGUUUUUACGUUAUACGUUUAUUUGUUCCAAGCGCUAUGCUUGUGUGCUUAUCAUGGGUAGCAUUUUUUGUUUCACCUACAGAAGUUGGUGACCGCUUAGCAAUUGGUAUCACAUUAAUUCUAUCUAUGAUAUUUCUUCUUGGAUAUGUCGAUUCAUCACUUCCAAAGGUCUCCUACGUCAAAGCUGUCGAUUGGUAUUUAAUCAUGGCACUCAUAAUGAUUGUCUCCAGUGUUAUGGAAACUGUUCUGUUGUACUGGUAUAUUCAAAGAAGGAAAAAGAAAGCAUUAGCCGUAGGUAGUUUAUGUCUAACCAUAUUCGAAAUGAUUUUCCAGCCACUAUUUGGCGCGAACAAGAGCAAUAUGGAUGUACGAAAACGUCUAAAGAGUAGUUUAAGAAAUGAAAAUUUUAUUUUUAACUUUUUAUUAAAAAUUCUAUUUUACCGAGGACUUAAUCUAUGAAAUUUGUCCUCAGCCUGUGUUCUUAUUUGUUUCACAUGCAAGGCCUGAAAUUUAAUUCAUCCAUGUUUUGCUUUUUAUUUUUCAAGAAAAUAGAAUUUUUUUGGCAAAAGCAAAUGUGAUUCUGCUGCUGAGUUUUUGUAACGUUUUUAACAUCUUCACCAUGCUAUUCUUUUGCAAGGCAAAAUUUAUCACAGACCCAUAUGUAUCAACAUUUAUUCUGCUUUAUUUUACUAUUUUUUGAACAUGCUGGUAUGAACUACCAAAGAAGAAAGGUUUUACAUCACAGAAAAAAACUAGCUGUUGGAAAGUUACAAAAAAUGAUUUUUUUUUAUUGUACAACACCUGUGGAAAAAACUUGGUUGGUCUCUGUCGCUGCAGCUUUUUGAAAACGAUUACGAAAACACCCCUGUUGAACUCCGUUAACGGUUAAUUAUUCCAUCUUCAAGAAAUUAAUUUUUAUUGUAAGUUGCCAUACAAAUCACUAUAAAUGCCGAUAAAAUUUGUCAGGUGAAGAUGAAUUUAUAGUGAAAACAUAAAUUUUUAUACAUGU